GGUUUGGGUUCAGAAUAUCAGAGCGAAAGUCAUUUUGGAUAGAUACCCAAGGUCCACGUGCGAAAGCAAUCUCAUCACUUUUGGUAAUUACAAAUGUCUCACCAGUACGAGCUCGAUAUACGACCAGCAGAGACGGCCGCUGAGAACACACAACCCGAAAACCGGCGUGCCAACUCCUCUCUUCCGCGAGCCGAUGGAGGAGGUGCGGCUUGGAGAAUACUCCUAUCUGCCUUUGUGUUCGAGUCAUUGUUGUGGGGUUUUCCGCUCUCCUUUGGCGUCUUUCAAAACUACUACUCGCAGCUUCCUGAGUUUAAGGGGGAUCCUUUCAUUGCCAUUGUGGGAACGACUGCCAGCGGCAUAUCUUACAUAGCCGCUCCCAUUGUAAUCCCAUUCAUCAGACGGUACUCUAUGUACCGGUGCCAAAUGAUAUGGUUCGGGUGGCCUGUUUGUCUUCUGGCACUCGUAGCAGGCUCUUUCGCGAGAUCAUUGCCGACUUUGAUCGUCACUCAGGGUGUUAUGUAUGGAGUAGGAUUCACAAUCUUCUAUUACCCAAUCAUUAGCAUGGUAAAUGACUACUGGAUCACACGAAGAGGUUUGGCGUAUGGAAUUCUGUGUAGUGCUUCUGGCGUUUCAGGGGCAAUAAUGCCAUUCUGCAUCAACGGCCUUCUUCGCAAGUAUGGCUAUCCGACCACGUUAAGAGCUGUGGCAGUCGGAUUGUUUGUGUGUACUGCACCUCUCAUCUUUUUCCUCAAAGGACGGACCCCCGAGGAUGGGACUGCGAGCAGGACAGACUGGUCGUUCUUGAAAGUCCCUCGCUUCUGGAUCUACAGCAUUUCAAAUUUUGCAAUGGGUCUUGGUUAUUUCUUUCCCUCGAUUUACAUGCCUUCAUACGCGUCCUCCAAUGGGCUGAGUCCUGUCCAUGGCGCGAUUCUCCUGGCGCUGAUGAGUCUAUCGCAGGUUCUGGGCCAAAUGAGUUUUGGCUAUCUGUCGGACGGCAAGCUCUCUCUGGAUCUAUUGGCCAUUUCAUCAACGCUUGUGGCUGCUGCAGCAGUAUACGUCUGUUGGGGGGUAGCACACUCUUUUGGUAUCUUAGCCGUCUUUUCUCUCUUCUACGGUUUCUUUGGAGCAGGUUAUACGGCGCUUUGGGGUCGAAUGGGUACCGCAGUGAGCAAUGAGUCAACUGGGGCCUUUGCGGCAUUUGGGCUUCUAAAUUUUGGUAAAGGUGUCGGCAAUAUCCUCGCCGGACCAGUAGGUGGCGCCUUGCUCAAGGGGGCUGUUCAAGUUGACAGCUAUGGCACGGCUAAGUAUGGACCAAUCAUAUUAUUUACAGGCUCUUGUAUGGCGGUCAGCUCUGUGACUGUGGUUUUGUGUUAUCUCAAGAGGGUAUAGCAAUACGCGUAAGGAUAGGUGGACAGCAGGACAGUAAUCUCGGUCACAUCCAUGUUUGGCGACGGGACCUGUCAC
Verruconis gallopava is the source of this 1464-nucleotide messenger RNA. RefSeq lists its product as uncharacterized. Gene Ontology annotation, molecular function: transmembrane transporter activity. The coding region runs from base 94 to 1389 and encodes 431 amino acids. NCBI's taxonomy places the organism in Eukaryota, Fungi, Ascomycota, Dothideomycetes, Venturiales, Sympoventuriaceae. Gene Ontology annotation, biological process: transmembrane transport. Gene Ontology annotation, cellular component: fungal-type vacuole membrane. The transcript has a single exon. The record is from RefSeq and is a predicted model, not a curated record.